CGCGCCGCCGGGGCGUGGACUGAGAUGGCCUCGGAGCUGGCCAUGAGCGGCGAGCUGCCCACCAGCCCGCUGGCCAUCGAGUACGUCAACGACUUCGACCUGAUGAAGUUCGAGGUGAAGAAGGAGCCGCCCGAGGCCGAGCGCUUCUGCCACCGCCUGCCCGCGGGCUCGCUCUCCUCCACCCCGCUCAGCACCCCCUGCUCCUCGGUGCCUUCCUCGCCCAGCUUCUGCGCGCCCAGCCCCGGCGGGCAGCCGGGCCCCGGCGCCGCCCCGCACCCGGGCGGCGCCGGCAAGGCGCCGUUGGAGGAUCUCUACUGGAUGUCGGGCUACCCGCACCCGCUCAACCCGGAGGCGCUGAACCUCACCCCGGAGGACGCGGUGGAGGCGCUGAUCGGCAACCCGCACCCGCUGCACGGCUACGAGGGCUUCCGCGGCCAGGGCUUCCCCGGCGAGGAGGCGGCCCCGGCCGGGCACCACCACCACCACCACCCGCACCACCACCACCCGCACGCGGCGCACCCGCACCACCACCACGCGCCGCACCCGCACCACCACCUGCGGCUGGAGGAGCGCUUCUCGGACGAGCAGCUGGUCGGCAUGUCGGUGCGGGAGCUGAACCGCCAGCUGCGGGGCUUCAGCAAGGAGGAGGUGAUCCGCCUCAAGCAGAAGCGGCGCACGCUGAAGAACCGGGGCUACGCCCAGUCCUGCCGCUACAAGCGGGUCCAGCAGCGGCACAUCCUGGAGAACGAGAAGUGCCAGCUGCAGGGCCAGGUGGAGCAGCUCAAGCAGGAGGUCUCCCGGCUGGCCAAGGAGCGGGACCUGUACAAAGAGAAGUACGAGAAGCUGGCCGGCCGCGGCUUCCCCCGGGAGCCGCCCCCCAAAGCCUCGGCCGAGUUCUUCAUGUGAACGGGGCAGGGGGGGUCCUCGCCCUCCCCAGCUCCCCCCCGGGACUCGCCCGCCGUCUACAUAGAGGGGCCGGCUGCUGUACAUAGACUCGUGUUUGUGUGUGUGUCUCCGGGCUCACCCAGCAGGCGCGCACCCCCCCGCUUGCGUCUCCUUCCCUGCCCGCCUGGGCUGCCCACCACGGCUUCAGCCCCGCGGCGAGCUCGCCUCCGUUCCAGCCGGAGCCCCGCGAGUCCCCCCCAGCGCCUCCUCCCGCCGUGGUACGUCUCUAGGACUUGGGGAGGCGAGGCAGCAAGGUGCGAGCCGCCUCCGAACACCGUCCCACGCUCACUCCCGAGUCUUAAAACAUUGCGAUCACGAAAACUUUAAAAAACAAACAAAAACCCCCCCAGAUCAGACAAAGCUUUGGCUGGUGGGAAAGACAAACUGAACUUUCAAAGACUUGAAGCAAUAGGGGGAAAAAAUGAGCAAACCUCUGACAUUUUUUUCUCUCUCCUGGAAAACUGGGUAACCAACCAAAAUCGUUUGGGGGAGAAAAAGCGCAUCCUAAUGAAAUCCUCCUAUAUCCUCUUCUUAAUAACCGUACUCAUUAAUAAAGCCGCACCCAAGGAACUCCGCAACUUAGCUGUGGUUCGUAGAAGACUUUUUAAGCAAUCCUGCAUGCAGGACAUGUAUGGUAUUUCAGUAAUCUCCCCUUCUUUUCUACUAGAACAGAUGAAGAAAAAGCAUGAGCCAGUUUUUUUUUCUUGGUAAUAUUUUUGUUUGUUUUUUUCCCCCCCCAACGGUCAGUUUUUAGUUUGCAGCACUCUUUUGGGGUGCAUCUUAAAUAACAAAUAGUCUUAACAUGUUUGCAAAGUGAUGUUUUCUCUCUCAGUGGAACAGUGCAGCAAAACACUCCCCAAAGGGACUGGAAUAUAUCUCUUGGGACUUCAGACUCCAAAAAAGAGUUGAGUUGACCUGCUUUUUAUCUCCUUCGUUUUCUUACUAAUAAUUCUUGUUGUUGUUUUAACAAGGAAACCUGAGCCAGACUUAACUUAUUUAAAGGUGUCCACUUGUACAUAUGUAGAAAUUUAGUUAGUUUUUUGCCCUUUUUUUUU
Terrapene triunguis (Three-toed box turtle) is the source of this 2000-nucleotide messenger RNA. It is a transcript of the gene MAFA, whose product is annotated as MAF bZIP transcription factor A. Gene Ontology annotation, cellular component: nucleus. The transcript has a single exon. Gene Ontology annotation, biological process: retinal rod cell development; regulation of transcription by RNA polymerase II. NCBI's taxonomy places the organism in Eukaryota, Metazoa, Chordata, Testudines, Emydidae. The coding region runs from base 25 to 906 and encodes 293 amino acids. Gene Ontology annotation, molecular function: DNA-binding transcription factor activity, RNA polymerase II-specific; RNA polymerase II cis-regulatory region sequence-specific DNA binding. The record is from RefSeq and is a predicted model, not a curated record.